AUGGGUGCAUUUCCUGGAUUUGGCAUCUGGAUCAAUCAGAACACUCAACAGCCUCCUAAGGCCGAGUCCAAGAGAUCUGAGAAUGGUAAAUCUAAUUCAGAGCCACCAAAAGAUGAUUUCAAGUAUUAUGACAUAGCGGAGGUGAAGAGGCAAAUAGAACUUUGGAUGGCUGCCGAGAAGAAGCAUCCUUGGUAUGAUGCCCCUCCUAAGGUGACAACAAAAAAGGGUCUUUGCCAUAUGAAGAUAGAACUGACAAUUGGAUUGCCUCCUGAAUCAGUCUUCGACAGGUUCACUAAUCCAACCAACCUACCAUUCUUCUUCCAAAUCGACGAAUCUGAUCGCCAACUUCUGGAAAACAAAUCAAGAAAAGUUUUGAAGAAAGAUGGACCGAGGGAGAUUGCAAAGACGGAGAAAGCUGUUGCUGUGGACGUCCUUUGGUGGUCUGGAUCUAUCCCAAUAACACUAAUUGUCUAUGAAAACCAAAAAGAUCUUACCGCAAAAUAUAAGAAAGAGAGAAUGAUGUUUAUGAAAGUGUUCGAGGGUAGCUAUAAAGUGGAACCACUGUACGUAGAUUCAAAACGCUUGUGCAAGAAUAUCGUGCCGAAGAGUCCAAAAGAAUAUAAAAGGUGUAGUGGAGGACAAGGAAAAAUUGCAUCCAAAGUGACAAUGGACCAAUACUUUCAACCAGAUUUUCCUCUUAAUCUCCCACCGUUUUCUUGGUACAUCCGUGAAAUCACCAUCAACACCACCAAGACUCUGCUUAAAAUGCUUCAAAAUUCGAGCAUAUCGAAUCGAGAGACCGAGUCAAAGAGAUCUGAGAAUGUGAAAUCUAAGUCAGUGUCAGAUAUUAACACCAACAAGGAGAGUGAAGAAACGAAGAAGCAGUUAAAACUUUGGAGAGCUUCAGAGAAAGAGUACUCAUGGCAUGAUUGGCCUGCUAAGGUGAAACAAACAAAAGAGGGUGAAACCCUAAUGACCAUGCAAUUUAGAAUAGGAUUGCCUCCUGAAACCGUCUUCGAUGUUUUAACUAGUCACAACAAUCAAGCAUACCUCAACACCAUUAAAAACCGCAAAGUCCUGGAAACCAUAUCAAAAAAGGUUAUUAGCGAUAAUGGACCAAAAGAGAAGAUGGUGGAAGUGGAAAAAGCUGCGACCUGGAAGUUCCUUUGGUGGUCUAAAUCUGUCCCAGUACCUCUAGUUUUCAAUGAGAGGCGAAAAGAUUUCAGCGCAAUAUAUGAGACUUCGAAAGAGAAGGCAAUGUUCAUGAAACCGUUUGGGGGUAAGUGGACAAUAGAACCAGAGUAUAUACAUAACGAUAAAUAUUGCAAGCCUAGGCUACCGAGUAGUAUGGAAGAAUACAGAAAAUGUACCGGAGGAAAAGGAUUGGUUGCGUCGAAAGUGACAUUACAACAGUUUUUUGAACCUCUUUUUCCAUUGAAUCUGCCACCGGUUUCUUGGUACAUUCGAAGUGUCGUCGUCAAGAAAACCAAGACUAUUAUCGAAAAUCUUUAA
Microthlaspi erraticum is the source of this 1512-nucleotide messenger RNA. The record is from the annotation of a GenBank genome assembly. Lineage: Eukaryota; Viridiplantae; Streptophyta; Magnoliopsida; Brassicales; Brassicaceae.